Micropterus salmoides (largemouth bass) is the source of this 3322-nucleotide messenger RNA. RefSeq names its product proline dehydrogenase (oxidase) 1a (gene prodha). The record is from RefSeq and is a predicted model, not a curated record. NCBI's taxonomy places the organism in Eukaryota, Metazoa, Chordata, Actinopteri, Centrarchiformes, Centrarchidae. Gene Ontology annotation, cellular component: mitochondrion. Gene Ontology annotation, molecular function: FAD binding; proline dehydrogenase activity. Bases 16 to 2022 code for a protein of 668 amino acids. The transcript has 14 exons.
GUCGCGUGAUGUAACAUGCGAGGCACCGCCCCCCAGCGCGAGAUGACUAAAAAUGUGAACAGCGCGCGCUGCGCAGCAUCUCAGCAACUGCACAGCAAGGUGAGGAAGGUUGUGGUGGCUCGUGGUUUGCGGGCUGCUCUGAAAGCGAAGGAAGCCAUGUUAUACACUAAGUUUGUUGCAGCUCUUUUUAGGGCAAACACUGUGAAUGUCAACAACAUACACAAGGCACCUAGAAGAUGUCGGGCGACAGUGGCAUCCACCAAGAGCCAAGAAGAGAAGGAUCAGCAAGAGUGCAUCGUGGUGGAAGCUGUGCCGGCUGAGGUCAUCAACCAGACCACACAUGUUACAAACACGCAGUUAAAUAAAAUCCAUAUUGACUUCGACAACACCGAGGAGGCCUACAAAAGCAAAGGUAACAUUGAACUGCUGCGAAGUCUGCUGGUGUUCAAGCUCUGUACAAUUGACGUCCUUGUUGAAAAGAACAAAGAGUUGAUGGUCCUGAGUAAGAAGUUGUUUGGUCAGUGGAUGUUUGAGAAGCUGAUGAAGAUGACCUUCUAUGGUCAGUUUGUGGCAGGGGAGGACCACAACUCCAUCAAACCUUUGAUUCAGAAGAAUCAGGCUUUUGGUGUGGGGGCAGUAUUGGACUAUAGUGUUGAAGAGGACUUGACACAAGAGGAGGCAGAGAAGAAGGAAAUGGAUUCAUGUGUUUCUGAAGCAGAGAAAGAGAGUCCAGAUUCUGAUCACCGUGAGAAGAAGUACAAAGCCCAUCGUCAGUUCGGGGACAGGCGUGGAGGGGUUAUUAGUGCUCGUACCUACUUCUAUGCAGAUGAGUCCAAGUGUGACAAGCAAAUGGAAACAUUCAUAAACUGUAUUAAGGCAUCUGGGGGAGCCUCUGCAGAUGGAUUUUCUGCCAUCAAACUGACUGCUCUCGGGCGCCCACAGUUCCUUCUCCAGUUCUCAGAAGUCCUGGUUAAAUGGAGACGUUUUUUUAACUUCCUGGCGGCACAACAGGGAAAGUCUGAAAUGAUGGUUUUGGAACAAAAACUUGAGCUGGGCCAACUCAAGGAAAGUUUGAUUAAGCUGGGUGUUGGAACUAAGGAUGACAUUGAGAAAUGGUUUACUGGAAAGAAGCUGGGUUUGCCAGGAACGAUAGAUCUGCUGGACUGGAACGGUUUGAUAAACGAUAAAACAAAAAUCUCCAAUCUGCUCAUGGUGCCAAACCUUGAGGCGGGCCAGCUGGAACCCUUGUUGAACAAGUUUACAGAGGAGGAGGAGAGUCAGAUGAAGAGAAUGCUCCAGAGAAUGGACGUUCUGGCCAAGCAUGCCAUGGAGAAUGGGGUCAGGCUAAUGGUAGACGCCGAGCAGACAUACUUCCAACCGGCUAUUAGUCGACUGACCCUUGAAAUGCAGAGGAAAUUCAACAGAGACAAGCCAAUCAUUUUCAACACUUAUCAAUGUUACCUCAAGGAAGCCUAUGGCAAUGUAAUUGUGGACGUUGAGGUGUCACGACGGGAAGGCUGGUACUUUGGUGCCAAAUUGGUUCGUGGCGCCUACAUGUACCAAGAGAGAGACAGGGCCAAAGAGAUUGGCUACGAAGACCCGAUAAACCCGGACUAUGAGGCCACUAACAGGAUGUAUCAUAAGUGUUUGGAGUAUUUGCUGGAGGAGAUCAAACACAGCAGGAAACCAAAUAUCAUGGUUGCAACUCACAAUGAGGACACAGUAAAAUUUACCCUUGAAAAGAUGAAUGCCAUGGGCCUCUCACCCACUGAGAAUAAGGUUUACUUUGGACAGCUGCUUGGAAUGUGUGAUCAGAUCAGCUUCCCGCUAGGUCAAGCAGGUUUUCCAGUCUACAAGUACGUUCCGUAUGGCCCGGUCAACGAAGUCAUUCCUUAUCUUUCUCGUCGUGCUCAAGAGAACCGUGGCUUCAUGAAGGGAUCCCAGAGAGAGCGUAGCCUGCUGUGGAAGGAGCUGAAGCGCAGGUUGCUGGGUGGUCAGAUUUUCUACACACCUGUUUACUGAGUCACAGAACCAUAACAUACUAACUGCAGCAGUAAGCAUUCCACUGUCCUUAUAUUACCACUACCUGGUAACUGCUUUUUGUAGGGAGAUGAAGGUCCUUUUUUGGCUUGUAAGGCUACGCAGUAUGGGCAACCGUUUUGCAGUUUUUCAGAACGGACAAACCAAACACUGACUCUAGAGAGUUUCGCAGCCACUGUAUGUGCUCCUACAUGUUUGCAAGACAAUGGGAAGGUGAGGCGAGGGGUAUUCAGCCAUCUGCAACCUCACCACUAGAUGCCAAGAUAUCCUACACACUGGUCCUUUAAGUGUAGAAUGGUUUAUGAUCGAGAUUUAUUUUUCUUUUAGCAAUAUAUUUAAUAAAGCAGUGUCUAAAGCAUUGCCAUAAUAAUACAGAGAUACAUGUGCUGGUCCUUUAAGAAAUGAUGAUUUAUAUUUAUCUCUAAAUCGGAAUAUGUUUAUUUAACACAAAAAUAGGCCAUGGUAAUCCUCAGUGUCCACUCAACAAAAAAACACUUAAGCAAAAAAAGGCUGCAAAAAGUAUAUUGUGAAUACGUUUACCAAAGGUGUCUUACUUGUAUAUUUGUAUGUCCUGUGCUUUUUGUAAAGUUAAAAUACAAUAUGUUUUGGUCAACGUCAAAGCCAUCUCCCUGUCACUCAAAAGUGCCUUAUGAUUACGAAGAUUAACAGGAAGUAGUCAGCAAUAGCACAUUGUUUUGUUUUUACUGCACACUCUUCCUAAGGCAUUUUAAAUUGUUUUAGCAUGUUAUUAAUUUACUGCAAUGAAGAUGAACAGAAAAAAAUAGAACUGUUAGGAUUAAAUGCUGCCUUUGAAUGUGUUUUUAAAUUGAAAUGUUUUUUUUUAGAACUGGAAAUACUGGGAUAUAGAAACUAAAAAUCAUAGUUCUGCGUACCUGUGUGCACUACUGCCUGCAUGCUCACUGCACAUGCAAAUAUGUUUUGGGUGAGUGGCUUUGUGGCUUUGGAGGGAGCCCAGAAGGGAGGAGAUGCCUACCCUAGAUUUAAGUACAUUUAGUUCCAAUAUCAGUUGCAUAAUUUUAACAAUACACAACGGAUUGGGUUGCCUCCUUGGAAUGAACCGCAGUGUAUUAUAAAGUCUGUUAACCUAGUAACGCAGGCAUAUUUUGAGUAAAAAAAUGGGUUUUAUUUGUGUGCUGUUCCUUUGAUGUUUUUUUCCCCACAUAAUUUUGUAUUUGGUAUAAAUCAUAUUUUGUACAAUUGAAAAAUGUAUGUUACUGUGAUUGAACAUAAUAAAAUAGGCUACAGUUAAUGUAAAAAGAAA